Molecule: messenger RNA, 3316 nt
Organism: Impatiens glandulifera
Lineage: Eukaryota; Viridiplantae; Streptophyta; Magnoliopsida; Ericales; Balsaminaceae
Exons: 25
Coding region: 266-3163 (965 amino acids)
Cellular component (GO): cytoplasm
Molecular function (GO): ATP binding; ATP hydrolysis activity; kinase activity
Source: RefSeq, a predicted model, not a curated record
AGCAAAGCAAAGAAAAGAAAAAGAAGGGAAGAAGAGCAGAGGGAAUAAAGUACACGCAUACCCAAAUCAAAUGUUUAUAUAUUUGUACCUUGAUCAUCAUAUAAAGCGAUCAAAGAUUCUUUCUUUAUCUCUCCUUCAUCUUCAAGUUGAUGGGUUUCUCUAGAAAAUAAGAACAAGAUAGUGCGGUUCUGGGUUUGUUUGUUUGUUGGUGGGUUGGUUGGUUGGUUAGUCGUCGUCUUCAGGGAGGCGGUGGUUUCUUUCACUCAUGGACGAUGAAGUGGUGAAGCGAGUCUUUCAGGAAGGGGGCCGUGAUUACUUCCAGCAACCAUCUACUUCGUCUUCUUCAUCUUCCAUCCUUCAGUCCCUUCCUCUUCAUGUGACUUUUGAUCAUGGUUAUUACCUGUUGGUGAAAUCCGUACAAGAACUAAGAGAGAAAAAGGAAGGUAUUGUAACUAUUGGCAUUGGCGGUCCAAGUGGUUCUGGUAAAACGAGCUUGGCAGAGAAAGUAGGAGCUGUUCUUUGUUGUACAGUAAUAUCCAUGGAGAAUUAUCGUGUUGGAUUUGACGAUGGAUAUGAUCUUGAUUUGAUUGAUUUUAAUUCCUUAAUUCAAAAUCUUGAGGAUUUACUAAAUGGAAAGGAUACAUCAAUUCCUGUAUUUGAUUUCCAAGAAAAAAGAGGCAUUGGUUCUAAAACAAUAAAGAGUAGUUCAUCUGGGGUGGUAAUACUUGAUGGUACAUAUGCUCUUCAUGCUAAAUUGCGCUCAUUGCUUGAUAUCCGAGUGGCAGUGGUUGGUGGCGUGCAUUUCAGCCUUCUCUCGAAAGUUCAGUAUGAUAUUGGGGAUUCUCGUUCAUUGGACUCUUUGAUUGACAGUAUCUUCCCAUUGUUUAGAAAGCACAUUGAGCCUGACCUUCACCAUGCACAGAUCCGAAUUAAUAACAGCUUUGUUUCGUCAUUUAGAGAGCCCAUCUACAAGGUUAAAUGCAAAAGUGAGUCACCUAAUGGAAAUUUGGCACUCACUUUUAGUGGGAACGAGACACAAAGCGAUAAUUUUAUAGAGAUGUACUUAAGGCCUCCAUCUGCAAGUGAGGAAGCGCAUAUAAAUGAUUGGAUUAAAGUGCGUCAAUCAGGGAUUAGAUAUUACUUAUCCUUGGGUGAUCAGAGGAUUGUGGAUAAACAUUUCAUCAUCCGGCCUAAAUCUGAGUUUGAGGUUGGGAGGACAACACUUGGAGGCCUGUUAGCUUUGGGAUACACAGUUGUUGUCAGUUAUAAACGAGCAUCUUUAUCAAUCAGCAAAGGAAGUCUCUCAAUAUCCUUAGAAACGAUUGAUUCUCUGGCUGAAACUUACCUGGUGCUAAGGGGCACAAUUAGAAAAAUGGUCGGAGAAGAAGCAUCGAGGAUGGGUAUAUAUGGGCCAUGGAUUACUAAAUCAUAUCUUGAGAUGAUUUUAGAAAGACAGGGUGUUCCACGCCUCAAUUCUCCUCCUCUUAUGUUCAAUACCCCGUUGACUAGCAGCAACCAAGAGACUAACAUCUCUGUGCCAAAGCCCCUCCGCAUUUCUCCAAAUAUUGUAAACAAUUUCGAGGAUUUAUCUCAGCCAUGGACACGUUCACCGACGAAAUCCAACAUGGAGCCCGUUCUUGCAACUUGGCAGUUUAUAUCGUCAGCUCAACCUCUUGCAGGUGGUUCUGUUGUUGAUCCUUCCUCUUUCAGGAGGGACACCUUACAACUUGCUCCGAUGCGUGAUUCAUACGACUUGGAUAGAGGCUUGCUUCUUGCAGUUCAAGCGAUACAGGCUUUGCUGGAGAAUAAAGGGCUCCCCGUUAUAGUUGGAAUUGGAGGUCCAAGUGGGUCUGGGAAAACGAGCUUGGCUCGUAAAAUGGCAAAUAUAAUUGGCUGUGAAGUCGUUUCUCUUGAAAGCUAUUACAAAUCGGAGCAUUCAAAGGACUUUAAGUAUGAUGAUUUUGGAUCUCUUGAUCUAUCUCUACUUUCAAAGAAUAUUGAUGACAUUAGAAACUUCAGAAGAACAAAAGUUCCUAUAUUUGACCCGGAAGCUGGCACUCGAAGUGGUUUUAAAGACCUUGAGGUUUCUGAAGAUUGUGGAGUGGUUAUUUUUGAAGGUGUUUAUGCUUUGCACCCUGAUAUCAGAAAGUCCUUGGACUUAUGGAUUGCAGUGAUUGGAGGAGUUCACUCUCAUCUCAUAUCUCGAGUUCAAAGGGACAAGACUAAAGUUGGAUAUUUUAUGUCCCAAAAUGAAAUCAUGACGACAGUGUUUCCAAUGUUCCAACAACACAUUGAACCUCAUCUUGUUCAUGCCCAUCUGAAAAUUCGGAAUGACUUUGAUCCUGUGCUUUCCCCCGAGAGCUCACUGUUUGUACUUAAAAGUAACAAACAUGUGUCAUAUCAGGACAUUCUUAAGAUUCUCGACCGUACAAAGAUAUGCAGUUCCGUACAAAAUUUCAUCGAUCUAUACUUCAGGCUUCCAGGAAUGCCUUCUAAUGGUCAGUUAACGGAGACUGAAUGUGUAAGAGUUAGAAUAUGUGAAGGAAGAUUUGCUUUGUUGAUACGAGAGCCUAUAAGGGAGGGGAAUUUCAUCAUACAACCCAAAGUAGAUUUUGAUAUCAGCAUCAGCACAGUAGCUGGCCUCCUCAACCUCGGGUACCAAGCUGUGGCUUAUAUUGAAGCAUCUGCAUAUAUCUACCAAGAUGGAAAGAUUCUUGUUGAGGUUGACCAUUUACAAGAUGUCCCAAGUCCUUAUACACAAAUAAAAGGGAUCGAUAAAGAAGCUGUUACUGCUGCUGGUUCUAAGCUUAAGCUAGAAGGUGGUUCAUGUACAACAAAGAGUUAUCUUCAAAUAAUUCUAGAUAGCUUGCCGGCAACUGAAAGGAAUUCAAGUGGGAUUCAUGCUCAUCAAGCUGCGAGAUUACAGGAACUAGUCGAAUUGAUUCAAUCUCAGUGUAGCAGUAUGAUGGAGAAACAAGGAGGCAGCAGCUCUACCUCGGAUUCAUCGCCAAGUAGGGAAGUUUCUCCACUCGAUGUCGUUAUUGAAGACAUGCAGUCCAGAAUCAAAAGAUUGGAACGUUGGCAGGCCAUAAACACCGUACUCUGGACAUUUUUUAUGUCGGCCCUUGUUGGUUACUCCUUAUAUCAACGAAAACACAAAUAAAAUACUUUUUUCCUUCUUUUUUUAUCAUUGAAAAUAUAAAGAGCUCCUGGAGAUAAAGAGGAAAUGUUAAGUCAUACUCUUGGUUCUUUCUUAUUUAAGGAGCAACUGAUGAAUGAUAUUACAUGAGAUUAUAAAUUAAAUCAAUUGUUGACA